This is a messenger RNA of Malaya genurostris, 2975 nucleotides long. RefSeq names its product aminopeptidase N-like. Bases 129 to 2975 code for a protein of 948 amino acids. The record is from RefSeq and is a predicted model, not a curated record. NCBI's taxonomy places the organism in Eukaryota, Metazoa, Arthropoda, Insecta, Diptera, Culicidae. Gene Ontology annotation, cellular component: cytoplasm. Gene Ontology annotation, biological process: peptide catabolic process; proteolysis. The transcript is spliced from 5 exons. Gene Ontology annotation, molecular function: peptide binding; zinc ion binding; metalloaminopeptidase activity.
AUCAACUCAUUUCCAUUCUACACCUAAUCAUCCCAUUGCCAUUACCUCACUCGAAAGCGAUUCAUUUGUGCACUUUUUUCGGCAGUCGGCUCAGUACCUAAUCAAUCAAUGUGAAAUAACAUUAGAAAAUGGUUUCCGCUCGUUCGAUAUUAAAUUUUUUUGUUGUAGUAGGAAUAUUAACAAUAUUUUCGGUUGUAUCAUCAGCUACUAUUGAAGAAUUGUCAAUUCUAGACGAGGGAUAUCUUAUCGAGCGAACUUCCGAACCACUAUCUUACACGUUAUUCCUUGAUAUAAGUGAUGAAAAUUUUAAUUCCUACAACGGAUCAGUUGACAUCCAAAUGCGUUAUCUGACCUCGAAGAACUAUUUUUACCUAAACAGUGCAGAAGUUAACAUUGAUAUAAGUAGCAUUAAAGUGACUAAACUAAAUGGAGCAGCCGUUGAGUUGUCUAAUUUUAAUGAAUUGAAAAAGUAUGAACAACUAUAUUUCGAGUUUACUGAUAACCUUGAGCUGAACACUGUUUACAAUGUGCACAUAGAUUUCUCCAACCGUAUCGGUACUGAUCUUAAAGGAUUAUACAAGAGUAGUUACAUAGUGGACAAUUCAAGAAGACACAUCGCCACAACGCACUUUCAAUCGACAUAUGCGCGCACUGUAUUUCCAUGUUAUGACGAACCGGCCUAUAAAGCAUAUUUCAACGUAUCAAUUCGCCAUGAUUCAAAGUUUCAUGCUAUCUCUAACAUGCCGGUACAAAAAACAACCCAAACAAGUGAUAAGUUAACAACAACAACGACGUUCCAACAGACUCCAUUGAUGUCUUCCUAUUUGUUGGCGUUUAUCGUGUCAGACUAUUCUACGUUAUCCAAUCAACAAGAUCUCAUUAGAGUUUAUGCUCCAAGUAAUCAAGUUCAGCAUACAACAUACGCAUUAAACUUUGCAGAAAAAUCUCUCGCAUCGUUGGAACAACUGUUCGGUCAUGAUUUUCAACUACCGAAGGUAGACUUGGUUGCCAUACCCGAUUUCAACAUGGGUGCCGCAGAAAAUUGGGGCCUUAUAACUUUCCGUGCAGUUUAUUUAAUUUAUGAUGAACAUUCUACCACGGCACGUACGAAGCAAAGCAUUGCCAAUCUUAUAACUCAUGAGUUUGUACAUUCUUGGUUUGGUAAUGAAGUUACCCCUGAAUGGUGGACUUAUCUGUGGUUGAGCGAGGGAGUGGCAAGGUUUUUUGAAUAUUACGUGACCGCGCAAAUCGAGGACACUUGGAUGUUGUGGCAACAAUUUGUUGUUAAUAAUGUUCACGCCGCGUUAUCUCAGGACGACAAGAAUAAUAAUAGGCCUAUGAGUUAUAACGCAACUGAACCCGAUGUGUUAAACAACUUAUUCGAUUAUGUAGUAUAUGCCAAAAGCGCUUCAGUUAUCAGAAUGAUUCAGAACGUCAUAGGUUUUGACGAGUUUGUGGAAGCGCUUAACGAUUACAUCACCAACCGUAGCUACCAAACCACGAAACCAGAGUACCUUUAUAACAGCAUUGAAAAAUUUAGCAAUGUAGAACUACCAGGUAGUAUAUCCGACAUAUUUAAUAAUUGGGCCAAUAACCCCGGAUACCCCGUUGUGACAGUUACAAAAGAUAAAAAUCUAGUGACAUUUUCACAGAAACGAUUUUGGAUGCCAAUUGAAAAUGAAAAAGCACCGUCAGAUAUAAACUACUAUAUUCCAAUCAACUACGCCACCACUGAGGACGCUGAUUAUAAUGAUACCACGCCUAUGCAUUGGUUAACACCAAGUAACCCGAUUCUGCAAAAUGAACUACCUGACUCCGUCAACUGGAUUUUGAUCAACAAACUGCAGACUGGUUACUAUCGGGUAAACUAUGAUCAAGAUAAUUGGGUAGCCCUUACCAAUAUUCUAAGGUCAAAUCAAAUGGAAGACAUACCGGUCAUCAAUCGAGCUCAGCUAAUAGACGACGUUGGUAACCUCGCUAAAGCGGGAGAAGUUAGCUAUGAAAUUGCACUUACACUUCUACAGUACCUGGAACAAGAAACAGAAUAUAUCACAUGGAGCACCGCGUAUAAUGUACUGAUCCACCUUAAUAGAAUGUUUUCCGGUAGCGAUCACUAUUCUCGUUUCGAAGAUUUCGUAAGGACUGUUACUGUCAACAUUUACAAAAAUGUCGGUAUGACCGGUCGUAUGGAUCAGAUUAGUAGACUACAUCGUGGUAAUACAGUUUAUUUAGCUUGCUAUUUCGGAGUCAAAGAAUGUGUUGAUGAGGCUGAAAAACAAGUGCAACAGAUGUUAGAUGAUGAAUCGUAUACAGUUCCAGAAGAAGUCCAGUCAUCCGCCUUUUGUGCGAUGAGUAAAUAUAAUGAGGCACUGCAAACAAAAGCUAUGCUUGUAUUAUUUGAACGUUAUCUUCCGCUCAGAGCAAGCGAAAGUGCACUGAUAGGACGCUUCAUCACCGGAUUGGGAUGUAAUAGAAAUGUUACGAACAUCGGAACAUAUCUAAGCUUAACCAUCAGCAACAUACCCGGUUUUCAGCUAACAGGCUCCGAAAGAAUUCAAAUUCUUAACUCAGUAAUAACAGGAAGCUACGAAGGACUACUCGAAAGCCUGAAAUUCGUUCUGAAAUAUUACACAGAGGUUGCUAGCCUGUUCUCACCUCUCGAUCCUGUAUUCACAGAAUUUGGAAAUCGGAUUAACAAUAACGUCACGUAUGGAUUGUUACAAGACAUUAUUAAAACAUAUGAAAAUAAUUUCCCCGAUUCUAUAAAAAGCUCAGCUUCGAGUGCACUCAUCCAAGCCACUCAGAACAUAGGAUGGACUGCUAAGUAUAAUGUGUUUAUAAGCGAAUGGUUAAUCAAAAAUGAGUAUGUUGUUAGUACAACACCCGAUGCAUCUGAUCCUGGCAGUGCUUCUUUGAUUGUAGUCAACAUAUUUAUUAUUAUUUCAAUUAUGCUUAUUGUCAAUGUGUUUAUCUAA